Messenger RNA from Erpetoichthys calabaricus (reedfish), 827 nucleotides. It is a transcript of the gene nhp2, whose product is annotated as NHP2 ribonucleoprotein homolog (yeast). The transcript has 4 exons. The record is from RefSeq and is a predicted model, not a curated record. NCBI's taxonomy places the organism in Eukaryota, Metazoa, Chordata, Cladistia, Polypteriformes, Polypteridae. Gene Ontology annotation, cellular component: box H/ACA snoRNP complex; nucleolus. Gene Ontology annotation, biological process: rRNA pseudouridine synthesis; ribosome biogenesis; snRNA pseudouridine synthesis. Gene Ontology annotation, molecular function: box H/ACA snoRNA binding. The coding region runs from base 168 to 638 and encodes 156 amino acids.
CUUUAUCACCAUUGACCCGGAAAGGAAAUCGGCUACGCAGCACGUGUGCUCUUCGUGCGCGCGCUCGGUGUUGUUGUUUGUUUCCUUUCACAGUUUAACUCGCGUUUGGAGUCGAGUCGACUCCGCAGUUUUUUGUUUUGUAAAGCGGAGCCUUGGACUCUUUCGCUAUGACAAAAUCGAAGAAAGAAAAGGCCGCGAUGGAGGAGGAGGAGGAGGCGGCAGCGUCAGGUGGUAAUGAGAAAACGUACCAGGAGCUGAUCGCCAACGUGAACGCCAUCGCACAGCCGCUGGCCUCCAGGAAGCUCAGCAAGAAGCUGUAUAAGUGCAUCAAGAAAGCCACCAAGAUGAAGCAGGUCCGGCGUGGAGUGAAGGAGGUGCAGAAGUUCAUUAACAAGGGAGAGAAGGGGAUUGUGGUCCUUGCUGGUGACACCCUGCCGAUUGACGUCUAUUGUCACAUCCCCGUCCUGUGUGAAGAUAAGAGCAUUCCUUACGUCUACAUCCCCUCUAAAGUGGACUUGGGCUCGUCUGCGGGGUCCAAGAGGCCCACCUGUGUGUUGAUGAUCAAGCAGCACGACGACUACCAGGACGCGUACGAGCAGUGCUUGGACGAGGUCUCCUGCCUGCCCGCCCCGGUCUGAGGCGCUUGGCAGCCGUCUGGACUUUCGGAGAGGACCGGAAAGGUGUUUGGUGUGGCAGCAGACGACGAUGACAAGGACGAGGAGCGCUAAAGCUGCGCCCUUCGUCAAGUCCCCCUUUUUUUUUUUUUUUUGUUUUUUUAAUGGCUCGUUGCCGGUGACACUUGAAAUAGAUUCUGUUUUUUAAUUGAA